UAACGACUGCUCCCUCUUUUUAACGAGUUCUUUUCCAUUUUUUGCAUGAAUAAUUGUACGCGCAUCCUCGGAAUGCGAAUCGGUUGCGAAUAAGUAAUCGCCAACGGGCCGCGUGAAUUUUGAAAGGAGGCGCGAGUGAGACCCCCGGAUUUGGCAGAUUGAAGGGCGACGAGAGCAGCCAUCAGGGAAAAAAGGACGCGGGGCAGGCAGGACCCAUAUCAGGAUACGGAAAGGGAGGCGUCGCGGCGCUACUCGGCGCUGGCGCGCAUCGUACGUAUAAUACGCUGCCGUGGGGCGCGCGGGGCCACCAGCCGGAGAGAAGAAGAGGCGAAGGAAGAGGCUGGCCAGUGCUGUUGCUGCCGUAGCUCGCGAAGGACCGCCACCCUCACCCCGUCAACGACCAAACUUCCCGCUCCUCGGCCCUCUCUCAGGUUGACCGGCUGUUAUGGGCCAACGUGACGCGGGCGGGGAAGCAGAAUCGCAAUAGUUGGGAAAAAAAAAAAACAGAAGGGGAAAAAGGACAAAGGUAGCAGGAGAGAGAGAGGGAGAGCCGUCGAGGCUCUAGAUCACCGGAAUCAGCGGGAUGGCGGACACGAGUAUCAGGGAGCCGGAGCCGCUCGAUCCGGAGAGCGGUGGUGGGCCGAGGGCUUCAAUCAACUCGUCGACCGUCGCAACGUCCAACAAAAAGGACCUACCCGAGCGGGGAUCCUGGAGCUCCAAAGUCGACUUUAUCCUCAGUGUCGUGGGCCUGGCCAUCGGAUUGGGCAACGUGUGGCGAUUCCCGUACCUGUGCUACAAAAACGGCGGCGGAGCCUUCCUCAUCCCGUACUUCUUGACCCUCUUCCUCGCCGGCAUCCCAAUGUUCUUCAUGGAGCUGGCGCUCGGCCAAAUGCUCACCAUCGGCGGCCUCGGGGUCUUCAAGAUCGCCCCCCUCUUCAAGGGCAUUGGGUACGCGGCGGCCGUCAUGUCCUGCUGGAUGAACGUCUACUACAUCGUCAUCUUGGCCUGGGCGAUCUUUUACUUCUUCAUGUCCAUGAGGAGCGAACUACCCUGGGGCAGCUGCAGUAAUUAUUGGAACACGAAAAACUGUGUCAACCCGUACGACAGAAAGCACCUCCAGUGUUUCCAGCAGAUGGGCAAGAACGGCAGCCUCAUUAAGCUCUGCACGUUUAACCACGUGAACGUCAGCUCGCACGACCUCUCCGACCCCGUCAAAGAGUUCUGGGAGCGACGAGCUUUGCAAAUAAGCCCGGGAAUCGAGUACAUGGGCAACUUGAGGUGGGAGUUAGCCGCGACCCUCCUGGUUGUCUGGAUAAUGUGCUACUUUUGCAUCUGGAAGGGGGUCAAGUGGACCGGCAAAGUUGUCUGGUUCACGGCCCUCUUUCCCUACGUCCUGCUCGCGGUUCUGCUAAUCAGAGGCAUCACCUUGCCCGGCGCCAUGGAGGGCAUACGCUUUUACGUCAGCCCGAAUCUUUCGAAAUUGAAAGAGUCCGAGGUGUGGAUAGACGCGGUGACGCAAAUCUUCUUCUCGUACGGCCUGGGCCUGGGCACCCUCGUCGCCCUGGGCAGCUACAACAAGUUCACGAACAACGUGUACAAGGACGCGUUGAUCGUCUGCUCGGUCAACUCGUCGACGUCGAUGUUCGCGGGUUUCGUGAUAUUCUCGGUGGUCGGGUACAUGGCCCACGAGCAGCAGAGACCGGUGGCCGAGGUGGCGGCCUCGGGUCCCGGCCUGGCCUUCCUCGCCUAUCCAUCGGCAGUGCUCCAGCUUCCCGGGGCGCCCCUCUGGUCGUGCUUGUUUUUCUUCAUGCUGCUGCUCAUCGGCCUGGACUCGCAGUUCUGCACCAUGGAGGGCUUCAUCACGGCCAUGGUCGACGAGUGGCCCAAACUCCUGCGUAGGCGCAAGGAACUGUUCAUCGCCCUGGUCUGCGUCCUCUCGUACCUGGUCGGCUUGUCCUGCAUAACCCAGGGCGGCAUGUACGUCUUCCAAAUCCUCGAUUCCUACGCCGUGUCCGGGUUCUGCCUCCUCUUUCUCAUCUUCUUCGAGUGCAUCUCGAUAAGCUGGGCCUUUGGCGUCGAUCGCUUCUACGACGGGAUCAAGGACAUGAUCGGCUACUACCCACUCAUCUGGUGGAAGUUCUGCUGGAUCUUUGCCACUCCCGCCAUAUGCAUCGGAGUCUUUAUUUUCAAUAUCGUGCAAUGGAAGCCCAUCAAGUACUUGGACUACGAGUAUCCCUGGUGGACGCACGUCGUCGGUUGGGGCACGGCGCUGUCUUCCAUGCUUUGCAUUCCCGGCUACAUGAUCUACAUCUGGAACCACACCCCGGGAGACAGCAAGACGAAAUUCAAGGCGCUCAUCCGAAUAGAGGACGACGUGAUAGCGCUACGAACGAAAAUGGGCCAUUCGGGUGUCGAGCUCACGCCCCUGUAG
Copidosoma floridanum is the source of this 2431-nucleotide messenger RNA. It is a transcript of the gene Gat-a, whose product is annotated as GABA neurotransmitter transporter-1A. Gene Ontology annotation, biological process: amino acid transport; sodium ion transmembrane transport; nitrogen compound transport. The record is from RefSeq and is a predicted model, not a curated record. Gene Ontology annotation, molecular function: gamma-aminobutyric acid:sodium:chloride symporter activity. Gene Ontology annotation, cellular component: plasma membrane; neuron projection. Lineage: Eukaryota; Metazoa; Arthropoda; Insecta; Hymenoptera; Encyrtidae.